AUGUCUUCGCCGAGAACUUCCCAUCCGCCUCAGUCAACUCUACUCGAGCCACAGGACAAUCUCAAUGACAGAGGGGUAUUGGCGGCAGAUAUCCCAUACGAACAGAAUCCUCCAGAGACGGUGGAGCGGCCAUACAGCGUUUACACGACCGGCGAGAAAUGGUUCAUCGUGAUGAUGUCGGGGCUCGCUGCGAUGUUCAGUACAUUCACCGCCAACAUCUACUUCCCUGCGAUCCCGACCAUAGCGACGGCGUUUCAUAAGUCAACGGAAGACAUCAACCUAACGGUGACCGUGUACAUGGUUGUCCAGGGUGUCUAUGUCUCCAGGCCGCUGGGUCCGCCAGCACUGUCGCACUUGGUCGGCCCCUGCCUUGGACCCGUGCUCGGAGGGCUCCUAUCCCAGGGCUUAGGGUGGCGCCUCAUGCCAGAGACACUUCGUGCGUUUGUUGGUGACGGUAGCAUUCCACCACCGCGGUUCUACUCGCCUCUCAUUCCUAUUCUCGGGCGCAGCCGUCCAAGGAGUUACAGCGUCGAUGCGUCCACACGUCCACCGCCAACGCGUUUCCGCAAUCCACUCCGGUUGUUCCUCUAUCCCGACAUCACGUUCUUGCUUAUCUUUACCUCCGUCGUAUACGCCGUCUUCUACGGCGUGAACACAAGCAUAUCGACGCUUUUCGCUACCACAUAUCCGUAUCUUAGCGAGACGGAGAUCGGGCUGUGCUUCCUCGCAAUCGGCGGCGGAAUGCUGGUCGGCGGUCUCGUCAAUGGUAAACUGGUUGAUAUGCAAUACCGGCGCGUUCAGCGCCGAUUGGCUUUGGCAGCACAGAAGGAAAAAGAUCCAGAGAAAUCUAACAACAUGACGAAGGAGGACAAUUUCCCCAUCGUUAGGACACGCCUACAGCUGAUGCCCAUAUACGUUGCUGUCUUCAUCGCGACAUGCGCAUGCUAUGGAUGGACCCUCGAUAAGCGCGCGACCAUUGCGGCUCCGCUAAUUCUACAAUUUAUUCUCGGAUGGGUCACAGUCAGCACAAUGAACAUAACGCAGACGAUCCUCGUGGAUCUCGCACCUGGCCAGGGUGCUUCUGUGACAGCUUGUUACAAUCUCGUGAGGUGCGGCCUUGGAGCAGCGCUAGUCUCAGUUAUCGACAUUAUCAUCGAUCGCUUAGGCGUAGGCUGGACCUAUACUGUGGCUCUUUGGACCACGUUGGAGAGCGCAACGCAUAGCACGACGUCAGGCUAUGGAGAAUAUGCAGUCGUAGACACAUCGGGGCUUUGCUACUCGAUUGCGCUUUCCCUUGUAUUUUAUGGUCUUUUUCAAUCCCUUCGAGUACCUAUCGUUGGUGGCAUACUGAUACUAAUGAACAGAUGUGCAGGAAAGGGUAACAUAAUUCAUCAGGCCAAACGUGCAUCAAUGUGGGGCGACUCCUAG
Messenger RNA from Postia placenta MAD-698-R-SB12, 1428 nucleotides. RefSeq lists its product as hypothetical. The transcript is spliced from 10 exons. Gene Ontology annotation, biological process: transmembrane transport. The record is from RefSeq and is a predicted model, not a curated record. Bases 1 to 1428 code for a protein of 475 amino acids. Gene Ontology annotation, molecular function: transmembrane transporter activity. NCBI's taxonomy places the organism in Eukaryota, Fungi, Basidiomycota, Agaricomycetes, Polyporales, Adustoporiaceae.